GUCCAUAUUACUGUGGGGUGGGGGCAAACAGCGCGUACGGACGGGACAUCGUGGAGAGCCACUACAAGGCCUGCCUCUACGCUGGGGUCAAGAUCUGCGGCACCAACGCAGAGGUCAUGCCCUCUCAGUGGGAGUAUCAGGUGGGUAUCUGUGAAGGGAUCGAGAUGGGAGACCAUCUGUGGGUGUCGCGCUUCCUGCUGCACCGCGUGUGUGAAGACUUUGGGGUGCUGGCAACGUUGGACCCCAAACCCGUCAAAGGCAACUGGAACGGGUCCGGAUGUCACACCAACGUCAGCACCAAGCAGAUGAGGGAAGAGGGGGGGCUGCUGCACAUUGAGGCCGCCAUCGAAAAGCUGAGCAAACAUCACCAGGAGCACAUCAGGGUGUACGACCUCCACAACGGCCAGGACAACAUGAGGCGUCUGACCGGCAUGCACGAAACCUCCAGCAUCCAUGACUUCUCUGCCGGCGUGGCAAACCGAGGCGCCAGCAUCCGCAUUCCACGCCAGGUGGGCAAAGACAAGAAGGGUUACUUCGAGGACCGGCGCCCGGCGUCAAACUGCGACCCUUACAUGGUGACGGCGGCCAUUGCAGAGACCUGCCUGCUGGAGUCAGAAGAAGGAGAAUAGAAGAGGAUAUGUGUGUCUGUGGAUCACUGAGGGAUCCUUAAGCUUAUAAUCUAAUAGUUUGAAAAGAUCAUUUAAAAAUAUUAAAAGACAUUUAGCAUUAAAAGUUAAGAAACUGAGGGAUUAACACAGGAAACAGCUGCCAUGUACUGUUUGGGGCUGUUUGUAAAACCAUGCAGAGACACUCAUAUUAACCUGGUUUUACUUUGAAAAACUGGUACGUGUUUGUUUGAAGGAGGAAUAAAGACUCAACGAUGGGCUCUCAUCUUCCUGCUGAAGAUGAUUUCUCUUUACCGACUGAACCCCAAAAUGAC
This is a messenger RNA of Oryzias melastigma (Indian medaka), 940 nucleotides long. RefSeq names its product glutamate-ammonia ligase (glutamine synthase) c (gene glulc). Gene Ontology annotation, molecular function: glutamine synthetase activity. Lineage: Eukaryota; Metazoa; Chordata; Actinopteri; Beloniformes; Adrianichthyidae. The record is from RefSeq and is a predicted model, not a curated record. Gene Ontology annotation, cellular component: cytoplasm.